This is a messenger RNA of Aspergillus sclerotioniger CBS 115572, 3981 nucleotides long. RefSeq lists its product as uncharacterized. The coding region runs from base 1 to 3981 and encodes 1326 amino acids. Lineage: Eukaryota; Fungi; Ascomycota; Eurotiomycetes; Eurotiales; Aspergillaceae. The record is from RefSeq and is a predicted model, not a curated record. Gene Ontology annotation, biological process: regulation of DNA-templated transcription. The transcript is spliced from 3 exons. Gene Ontology annotation, molecular function: DNA-binding transcription factor activity, RNA polymerase II-specific; hydrolase activity; DNA binding.
AUGCCGGGUUCCCGCAGACCAAUCUUCGUCAAUCCCAACCCGACCACGACGUCGUUGGGGGGUUUGCCUCGAGUGCAGGCCUUCCACGAGCACUUCCCGGGCUACGCCGCGAGCCCGCUGGUGCCGCUGCCCGACAUUGCCGACGAGCUCGGGGUGCGAGCAGUCUAUGUCAAGCAGGAGAGCAAUCGCUUCGGUCUGCCGUCCUUUAAAGUGCUCGGUGCCUCCUGGGCCAUCUACCAGGCCGUCUUGGCAGCCUUGGGAUUGCCAGAUGGCACGCCCCUUGAGACCCUGAUCGCCCGCGUGCAGGCCAGUGCAGCCAGUGCAGCCAUUACUCUCAUUGCUGCUACUGAGGGCAAUCAUGGCCGGGCGGUCGCUCGGGUCGCCCAGCAGAUGUCGUUGCAGUGUCGCAUCUACGUCCCGUGCACCAUGCACGAGUACACCAAGCAGAUGAUCCAGUCCGAAGGGGCCGAGGUGGUCGUCGUCGAGGGGGACUACGACCGGGCCGUCCAAGCUGCUGCCGACUCGGCCGCGGAGAUGGAACAACGUAUCCUGAUCCAGGACACGGCCUUCGAGGGAUACGAGGACAUUCCAGCAUGGGUGGUGGAAGGCUACUCGACCUUGCUGCGCGAGGCAGACGAGCAACUGCACGCCCUCGGGCUGCUGAAUACUCUGGUUGUCGCGCCAGUAGGCGUGGGCUCGUUCGGCCAAGCCGUCGCCACAUACUACAAGUCGCGAGAGACCCCUGCCGCAGUCGUGGCCGUCGAGCCCGAUACCGCGCCCAGCCUGACCCACAGCCUGCAACAAGGCAAAUUGACGUCAGUAAUCACCAGUCCUAGCAUCAUGGCAGGGAUGAACUGUGGCACAGUGUCUAGCGUCGCCUGGCCGCUACUGCAACAGCUGGUCGAUGCGAGCGUGACCGUUUCGGAUUGGGAAAGUCACGGCGCCGUCCAAGACCUCACUGCCCAGUCGGUCGACGCCGGACCCUGUGGUGCCGCCAGUCUAGCUGCCAUUCGUCGCCUAAAGGCUGAGCAUCACGGUUCCGCCUUUUUCACACCAGAGUCAGUCAUCUUACUCCUCAGCACCGAGGGCCGUCGCCCCUACGAGGUCCCGCAGGAUGUCUCAACGGACGACCCGGUGAAACUGACCCAGAUGCUGACGCGGAUCAACUCCUCCAACCCUACCCUGUCCAAGUCUCGAGGGGCAGGAGAGACAGCCAUUGUCAAUUACCUGUCCGCCUGGUUUUCUCAUCGUGCUAUUGAGCACCACCGCAUCGAAACAACACCAGGGCGCCCGUCUGUGGUGGGGAUCGUGCGCGGAUCUGGUAGAGGAUCAUCCAUCAUGCUCAACGGGCACGUCGAUACGGUUAGCCUGACGACCUACGAGGGGGAUGCGCUGACGGGACAUCGGGGGGUGAAGGAGGGCAAAGAGGUAGUAUUUGGGCGCGGUGUGUUGGAUAUGAAGGCGGGUUUGGCCGCUGGCCUAUCAGCCCUUCUAGUCGCAAAGGAAAGCCCGCUGGCUGGAGAUGUGAUGAUCGCCGCGGUGGCGGACGAGGAAGAUGCAUCCCAGGGGACGAUAGAUGUACUUGCCGCUGGAUGGCGAGCUGAUGCCGGGGUAGUGCUAGAGCCGACCAACCUCGCCAUUGCGCACGCGCACAAAGGGUUUGCCUGGGCGGAGGUGGAGAUCCUGGGACGGGCAGCUCACGGUUCCCAGCCGGCAGACGGGAUAGAUGCCAUCAUGAACAUGGGACUGUUUCUCCAGGCUUUGCGCGAGACUCAGGCGCAGCUCCCCGUCGAUGCGGUGUUGGGGCAGGGGUCUCUACACUGCGGCAUUGUCCAUGGAGGAGAGGAGGCCUCAUCAUAUCCAGCCAGUUGCAAACUGACUGUCGAGUACCGGACAGUGCCGGUGCAGACGAACCAGGGGAUCCUGGACGAUCUGGGUGCCCUCUUGGACCGACUGGCCCGAGAGAAUGCCGGGUUCCAGUACCGGGAGCCUCGCAUCACAAUGUCGCGUCCCAGCCAGCAUGUUCCCCAUGACCAUCCUCUAGUUGAACAGUUGGUUCACAUCAGUCAGGAUGUUAUUGGCCAUCCUGCAGCAGUGCAGAGUGUCCCUUUCUGGUGCGAUGCCGCAUUGCUCACGGAGGCGGGGAUCCCCAGCAUUGUGUUCGGACCGUGCGGGGCGGGCCUGCACUCGCGGGAAGAAUGGGUCGAGGUCGACAGCCUCCCCGCCUUCCGUUUCUACUCUUCCUCUUCCUCUUUCUCUUCCCCAUCUUCAUCUUUCCCCGCACCUAUAUUUCUUCUUGCUCCUUUCCCUUCGUCCGUGUUCUUUCACAAUGGCUUUUCGUACAUAUGCGUCUCCAGAAUCCUAAACUACCAGGCCGGCAACUUGGGCUUCGCCAUGGAAGCCUCCUUCCCCGACAGCUCGCGAGCCUCGUUCGACGAUGACUGGGCAGAAUGGCUCUCCACCUCCGAUUCCAUCCACCCCGAUACCUUCUCCUACCCUGCGGGUCCCGUUGAAAACACCUCCCUGGAUCCGGUGAUCCCCGGGGAAACCCGACGGGACUUCGCAGAAACCGAUCCGACCAACCACUCCAGCAUCCGGCCGACCGAUGAUUUCAGUGUCUCGCGAUGGUUAGAAGGCGCCUAUCGUCCUUCCGUCCCCUGCGCCCACUGCCAGCAGCACCGACUACAGUGUCUCAUCAUCCGCACCACCCCGGCCAAUCCGAACCCAGUCUCAUCCUGUUCCAGCUGUGUCGCCCUCUUUCGCGAAUGUAGCCUUGCCCGCGGCGAGAAGCGCCACCCCGCCGGCUUUGAGACGUUCUUUCCCGUCUUCAAUCAUCUACACGGGGUUACAGAUGAGAAUGAUGGGCGGCACAAGCCGCGCUUUUCGAGGAAAGGAGCCAAAGUCUUGCGGGAUUGGCUGUAUCGCAACCAACAUGCUCCGUAUCCUACUGAGGAACAGAAGGCCCAGUUCGCCCAGCAAACCGGUCUCACUGAGAAACAAAUAUCCACCUGGUUUGCCAAUGCGCGACGGCGGCACAGGGUGGCGCGGCGAACGUCUCGACCCAGUCAGAUCUUUCGGAGUGGCUCCCCCAUGCCUGUUUCUCGUCCUCCCACUUUGACACCGAUGGAGCGCUGGCAGAGAUCGCCGCCAGAUCAGGAACCCGUGUCAGAAUCGGCCAUUCAAGAUGCCAUUGCCGCCGCAGGUACCGAUACGGCAUGGGAUUGCCCGAGCGCAUCCGCCGACGCUAGUCCUGGCGCCCACAACCUCGCGUCUUCCAUCUCGAGCAUGGAUAGUGAGCCAUCUCAUGCCUCAUCGGAAAGUGUCUCGUCGGCUUGGAGUCAUCGUUCAGAAAGCUAUCUGCCGUUUCCACUCUCGGACGUACCGUCCCGGUCCCAGUCACGACGGCGACGGCCCAGACGCCGGUCAGCAGCAGAAGGCCCCUUUCAGUGCACCUUUUGCGUUGACUCGUUCAAGAAGAAGCAUGAUUGGGCCCGGCAUGAGAAGAGUGUCCACUUGUCGUUGGAAUCCUGGAUCUGCACCAUUGGACCGGACAUCUUGGAUAUCGCUGGCUCGGAGGCCUUACCGUGUGACUUUUGCAAUGCGACACAAGGAUUCCAAUCCCACUUCGCUACUCAUGAGUUCGACGUGUGUGUCGACCGACCCCUUUCGGAGCGAUCCUUCUGUCGAAAGGAUCACUUGAUUCAGCAUCUCCGCAAAUUUCAUCAUUGUACCAAAGUCCCUGCGCUUCGAGUUGAGGCUUGUCGCGUAGUCACCAAUGAUGUCGAGAGUCGUUGUGGAUUCUGCCAGCUAGUGAUGUCGACAUGGAGUGAGCGUGCAGACCAUCUGGCAGAGCACUUCAAGAGCGGAGCGCGCAUGAUGGAGUGGUGUGGUGACUGGGGACUUGACACUUUGCACCAGGCGAUGUUGCGGGAUGCCAUGCUGCCCGCGGAUCGGUUUUCGUUGUCCGAAGGAGUUUCUUGA